UUAUCUUUAUUUUAGUUUACCGGGGUUUACAAUCCAGACCACCUUCGUUCCUCUCACGCCUAUGCAUAGUUGACGGCAGAUAGCAGGGUAAUGGCAUUGAGCUGGGACCCGGAGUUCGCAAUGGACAUGGGACAGGGAUUAUAAUUUAGUAUUACGACCUUUUUCUUAACAAUAGGUACGUGUCUCGAAGGAGGCUCUUAAUUCAUCUGAAAGUACCAUGGGUAUUUGUUUACGGGGGUGAUUUGAAGUUCAGGAAGAUGGGGCGGUUUUCUAUGAUUUUAUCUCCGUUCUUUGCUUGGGGUAUUUAAUGUGUCGCUUACACUGACUAGUUACUAUGUAGUCAACUAUCUUGCUGGCUUAAUUAAAUAGCUAGUUUGUUAGUUAGCUACGUAUUCCGAACCAACACGUUCUUUUAUUGAGUAUUGCCUAUAUUUACUCCCUAUAUUGCCCUUCUCUAUCUCUGUCUUGAUUAAAUGCUGGAGCAUAUCUAUUAAAAGUAACUGAUGGCUUAUCGAGAUGUGACAUUUACGCUGGGAUUAACUAUUCGACAGGUCUUCGGGGUACAACCCUCGAAGGAUCAGGUUAUACAAGACACGAAGGGGUUGGAAUUUGACUGGCUAAAGUUGAUUUCAGAUCAUCUCAGAGUUACUUAGGUUAACUAACCAGUUACCGUGGCACAAGCGGGUAGCUGCAUUGUUAUUUCUGAAUGGUUCAAUCACUCGGUCCCGAAUCCUAGCCCGACCUGAUGCUGACCGUCUCUUCCAUAUUAUUUCUACCGAACCUGAUGCAACCCAAAAUAGGACACCUUUCCUGUCAGCUACUUGUGAUCUUCAACACUAGAAGGCUGUUCGUGCAGCUCGGCUCGAACUCAAUGAUCGAUCAGGCUGUGCCUCGUUGAGUCGAGUAACCAGUUUUAUCCUCCAGUGCGUCGAUACUCGAUCUCCCUCUCUUUGGCUCCGUCGGUUUUCAGGCAUAUCUUUCCGCUUUGAUACGCAUAGUAUGAAAUGGACAUGGUUUUCUAUCCAAACUGACAUUGGAUUUGCUUUACCCGAGUUUACAGAGCACCCGCUUAGGAAUGUCGACCUGACUGCUUUAUCUUGCACUCGGCAUUUGUUUUAAUAGGUAUAACCAAUCUCUCGACAGUUAACUAAAUAAGGAAGAAGGGUAACUAAAAAGAAAAAAAGAAAGAAGAAAAAGAAAAGAAGAACAAAGAAAAUAUGACAGAAAAGAGGAGAAUUAUGUGAAGCGAAUUCCAGCAGUGCCGCCCUUUGACGUCAAUGAGAUCCGAUGGCGAUUCGCCCCCCGUUAUCAAGCAUCCGGUCACUGAAAGAACUAACUAGGCUUCUCACAGUUGUCUCUCUUUACUCAGAACUGGCUGGCAGGUAAUCAAUAAUGCUUCAUGCAACAAUCUGCUUUAGGCAGGCCAGUGUCACUUGUGCAACAAUCGCUUCCUCCUUUGCUCCCAGCUUUUCUUUGCCUAUGAGGAGCUCCCAUUCAUUAUUGCUGGACUACGUUCAUCCCUUGCCCAGGGACAUUCUCUUUUUCCUUUCUUCUUUUGGGCUGAGGCCGACUAUACCCAAGAUCUGCUCUGUUUCUUGUUACCCGAAACUUACCCGGAGAGUAUGCCUAGGGGCAACAAGUGUCUGAUUUGCUUGACUGGCAGAACCCCCAGUGCUCUUUGCAUCUGGACCUUAAAUAUCACUGGCUGGUCUCUCUCUCUCUCCCAGCCUGAAUCUGGAGUACACUCCACCGUAUCCGGCUCUAAUGCUUUACCUUGUUGGUGCCUGGUGAUGCAUGACAAGGCCCGACCAAACAAUAUGCACAUCUGUCCCUGAGAUUCCUCGGCUAUUUUGACACUUGUCCCACUCUGAGGAUAUCCAGCACCAGAUAUUCUGGCGCCUAGGUAUCCUAUCACCAAGCUCUUGAAUUAUCUCGAUUACAAAACGUCCCUGACAUGGGAUUUGGACCUUGUUCUUGGGUCUCCAUGUUGAACACUGAACUGGCAGAUUGCACAGUGGUGUAAUUCCCGCUUACCUCCGUGUGUACAUGGGUAGUGCUGUACGUUAUACCAAUACCUCAACGAAAGAAUAAACUGGGACAGACUGGGGCGUGCUGUAGAAAUGAAAAUGCCAAAUACUCGAUGCUACCCUAGGGCGUAGCGGUGUGGAGGUACUCCGUAAUGGCCCAUCAAAGGUCAUUAUGUUACACGAUGAUUAACAGGAACCUCUAGUGGCUUGUAAGCCCGCUGGAAUCCUCGUCAUUUGACACUCAAUCCAAUUAUUCGGUUCGUACUCGGCAUUAUCAACAUGGUCUCUCCGAGCACUGGAUACCCUUUUUCUAACCUGAUUUGCUCUUUGAAAUAUGCAUGCAACCUUUUUUUUUUGCCCUCGAAUGCCUUGUGAGCCAGGCGCGUAUCAGCUAUGGCUUGCUCUAGCAGGAUGAAUCGCAGGACGUGGAAGUCUAGCAUCCCAUGUUGCAGGUCCAUAUGCAAUUAUAACUUAGUCAUGCAAAUCAUAGACUAUGAAUGGAGGUAAACAGAUUUACAUAAUCCUUUUAGCGAACGUUUACCUACUGAAAGCAUUGCUUAUAUCUUUUAUGCUGAUGUCUGCUAUGACACGUUUUGAAUCCUUAUUUCAUGCGAUAUCCAUUACUCCACACAAACCACCGGGUUGUGCACAUGUUAUCGGUAGGUCGAGGAAACCUGGGAAGUGCACGUCAAGUGCAGAUUGUGCUCAAUUAAGCCCAUCUUGGUGUCACCCGAGCAUACGUUCGAUGCUAUCUUGCCUGCAUCAACAACUGCUCACGAGCUAACCGGAGCCAAGUGACGUAGGGGCAGCAAGGCUUAAGCUACGGUAAUUGAAACCCGCUAUGCCUGAACCAAUCUAACUUAUACGCUUAUUCUCCUUGCCUUUAACCGAUUGUCACCCUAGAGAAGCGUUACCGUUGUACGGCAAUUGAGAGCUUAUCCUGUGAUUCUCAGUUGCCGCACCUGCACAAAGCUAUGUAUGGUAGGUUACCCGGACCAAGUGCUCGAGGGCCCGUCAGGGGAAUCAAUAGCCGCACCAUUUGUUAGCCUGCGGUUUUCUACUUAAAUACCUAUCCGGCCUUUGUUGGAGAGAGUCUGUAGAAGGUGAUAUUUACUCCUGCCACCUCCAUACCCUUGGCAAUCUUGUGCAAGAAGCCUAGUUUAUCUCUUGGAUUUUAGAUAUCCUAUGUAAAUACGCAUACCUUAUCUUUACUUUUGCGGUCUGAAUUCGCAGCUACGUCCAGCCUCGAGAGACUGCUGUCACUAUUCUGAUGCCUGCCAUCGCGAUUCCCAGGCGAGUUACCAAUUCCGAUACCAUGACACAACCAAAUAAUGACGACUACCGCACAACCAUUUAUUUAGACCCACAACACAUCUUCUGCAAUAAUGGCAGAACGUUUCUUACCUGCAGAUCUUGUGCAGGAAAUCCACCCAGGUAAGGACGCUUCAACCUCUUUAAUCAUUAAUGCUACCUUCACUUGCGGCACCCGCAUUCUCUAUAAUUUGACUCAGGGGCUAAUGAGUUUGCUUAGAGAACACAACUGCGAGGACUGCAGAGGUAACGGCUUCAAUACGUACAUAUGUGGCCACUGUCAGAAUGCAUCUAUAUCCGAUGGAGCGAGAAUAGGACUGUUCACUACUGGUCCGUUGGCUACAGGAUCUCCAAACCUCAAGUCCUCACGAUCUUCCUCUCCUGAAAGCUCCGUCAGCUCCCUUGAUCGCCUCCCUCAGUCGAGGAACCUCGAUCCGCCUCAGCAUGGCCACCGGAGAUGAGCCAGAAGUACUCCGUAGAAGAGUAAACAAAAGAUAACGGCUUCUGGUCACAAUAGCGUCGACGACUAGCCUACGCCGUGCAGGUUUUGGCGGUUGGUUGGCUCUUUUCCUGAAUUUCUGGUUUCUACAGGAUGAGAAAAUGGCUGGUAGUUACAGCAAGAGACCUGUUUUAGGCGGCCGGUCAUUUUUCUCUGCUCAUGGUUGACAAUAAUUCCCAUAUGAUGCUACCGCAUACCAGACACUCAUCCGCCAUCUACUGGCGUUGGUGGCUGCCAUCAGGCUACUUGUUCCUCUUGCUGUUUCUCGAGAUCCGACCUUCAAGCGCAAUCAGCCCUCGUGGCGUAAUGGUUAACGUUUCAGACUUCUAAGCCACGUGAUCCCUCAAGGAUGGCGUCCUCUGAUAUCUGACUAUCCCGGUUC
Trichophyton rubrum CBS 118892 is the source of this 4219-nucleotide messenger RNA. RefSeq lists its product as uncharacterized. The record is from RefSeq and is a predicted model, not a curated record. The transcript has a single exon. The coding region runs from base 3413 to 3799 and encodes 128 amino acids. Lineage: Eukaryota; Fungi; Ascomycota; Eurotiomycetes; Onygenales; Arthrodermataceae.